AUGGCUGUCGACAACCACCCUACCCACAUCGACCUCCCUCCUCCCCUGGUAUCGCCAAAUGAAACCGCGAAAGGCACCCCAGUAUCAGACUAUGAGCGACCGAUGUCACCUUUACAUAUGCCUCCGGGGCAAAUUGAUGGAUUGGAUGCUUUGAAAGCCCAGGAAUACAUGAAUGGGCGACGAGGAUCCGGUCAGAGUAGCAAUUUGCAUCUACACAUACCGGGAAUGGUUUCACCUGCUGAUGUAGCAUUUUCGGCUAUACACUAUCUGCCAUACCCUGUAAUUGUCUUGAAUGGCUCCAAAACGGUGGUUCUCGCGAACGAAGCCUCAGCGAGGCUACUGAGUGUAAAUGAUGGCGAAAGUGAAGCAGAAGAAGACCAACAACCGGCGGAACGAUACAAAGGUCAAACUCUUGCCCAACUGGGUAUUGACAUGAUGUCAGAUCUCAAGCCGGUAUGGGUUACCUGGGAUUUGUUCUUGGACAGUCUGGGCGACGAAAUCAAUGUCCAUGCCAAUGCACAAGAAACGGUGUCUUCGGAAUGUGAAGGAGAUGUGACACCAACUGCAGAAAGAGCCGAUCCUCAAAAUCGAUUUGCGACGAACGCUGAGAAGAAGACAUCCAUGGUUCAUGAUGCGGUAGUGGAAGUUGUCAUCACAGCUGGGUCGAUCACAGCAUCCACUUUUGCAGGACGGACGGCUAAGAAAAUGGCAGAUAGACAUUCUUAUGCCAAGAUGAUCAUUAGUAUUUUCGAGAUCGAAGAUGAAAAAUACUUUCUCUUGACCUUCACGAGUACUGAAACUAAUCAAUCUGGACUACCUAGCCCGAAGCGAAGCUCGAGAAAGAUUCACAACCCGAAGUUCAAAAUAGGUUCUAGUAAUGGCUCCAAAUCUUCAAGCACUCUAUCACGUUCAAACCCAUCAUCCGCAAGCUCUGAACAUGGUUCCAAUCAUGAUUCAAGUCAGGGAUCUAGUGGCUCUUCUGCGAUUACUAGUCCUACGAAUGCACCCAUGUCAUCUUCUCCGUUUCCACCUUUGGGUCCUCCAUCUCGCGUCAAUAAAUCAGGAGCCCCGUCAAUCCUACAGAAAGUAAUUGUGUUAAAAGAUGCACUGUUGGAUAACACAGAAGUUCCUAUUCUGGCCAUGUGGAAGGAUGAAAGCUUGACGAUACCGAAUAAAGCUGCAAGGAGACUGUUUGCGAGGGAGGCCGACAUGUCAACCGUUAAAACUGGGUUUGAUUUGGUUCAAAAGUGGCAUUGCUAUAAUCAUGAUUUUACAGAGGCUCUAGAUCCGGCAGAAUAUCCCAUCUCAGUUCUCGUCAGAACACAAACACCGUUUUCUAGCCGCUUGCUCGGGGUGUAUGACCCUGAUACUGGGGAAAAGAUUCUAUAUGAUUGUUUAGGAGAAGCAGUUCGAGAUCCAGAUACUGGCGAGUUUUUGGCUGGCAUUGUUACUUGUAGGGAUAUCACAGCUGUGACACAACAGAUUGCCGAAAUAAAAGAGGCUGAUGAGCAGAGAUUCCAAAUAAUUUGUGACAGUAUGCCACAACUCAUUUGGACCACCACUCCCGAUGGCAUGCAUGACUGGUUUAGUCAGCGAUGGUAUGACUACACAGGCUUAACUGCUGAAGAAUCUCUGGGUGAGGGCUGGAAAUUGCCAUUCCAUCCAGAUGACAUGGCGUUGACAAAGAAGCGCUGGCUGCAUUGUCUAGAGACUGGCGAUCCCUAUACCACCGAAUACCGUUGCAGAAAAUAUGAUGGAGAAUGGCGAUGGAUGCUCGGACGAGCUGUUUGUAUGAGAAAUAAAGAUACUGGCAAAAUCCAAAAAUGGUAUGGAACAUGCACGGAUAUCCAUGAAGCUGUCAUGUCGAGAUUCGAAGCUAAACGACUUCGUCAACAAUUACUGUCCGUCAUUACACAUGCUCAAGUCACACUGUUCUCAGUGGAUCGACAUCGUAAAAUCAAUCUCCUCGAAGGCUCUUUCAUAUGGGAUCUUGACAGCGAUGUAGGAUCUAGCGAUGAGAGUGUGGCCGGUAGUGGUAAAGCUAAGGGAAGUGAUUAUAUUGGAAGGAAUGUCUAUGAAGUCUUUUCGCACCCCAAUAAUCAAAGGCAACGACAUGACAUGAUUCCUUCUUCACUACAACCAAUUGAGGAUAUAUUGACUGGAAAGACAAUGGAAGAUAUGCAGGAACACGUGAUCGACAAUAGAUGGUAUCGAACAAAAUUCGUUCCCGUUCUAGGUAAGAAAGACGGGGGCGGCCACAUCAAUGAAGCGUUCAUUGAUGGUGUAAUUGGAUUAUCUAUGGAUAUCACAGAGAUCAAGGAUCGAGAAAACGACCUCCAGAUGCAAGAAAGAGAGAAUACAAGACUUCUCGCCAACGAAGCCGCUGCCAAAGAAGCAAGUCGUUUGAAGAGUCAGUUCCUCGCCAACAUGAGUCACGAAAUCAGAACACCCAUUGCGGGUGUAAUUGGAAUGGCCGAGCUUCUGACUGAUAUGAAUCUCGAUGAAGAACAACAAGAGUGUGCUGAAAACAUCCAACGUUCUGCGAACGCACUUCUCACAGUUAUUAACGAUAUUUUGGAUUUCUCAAAGGUUGAAUCUGGCCGAUUAGACAUUGAAGAAGUCCAAUUCUCUUUGUCGGUUGUGGUACGAGAUGUUAGCAAAAUGUUGGGAUUUGCCGCCGAACGAAAGAAUUUAAUGUUUGAAUCUAACAUUGCCGUCGGAGUUGAAAGAGAUCUGAUUGUUAUG
Messenger RNA from Botrytis sinoallii, 2745 nucleotides. RefSeq lists its product as uncharacterized. The record is from RefSeq and is a predicted model, not a curated record. Gene Ontology annotation, molecular function: protein binding; phosphorelay sensor kinase activity. The transcript is spliced from 4 exons. The annotation marks the transcript as partial. NCBI's taxonomy places the organism in Eukaryota, Fungi, Ascomycota, Leotiomycetes, Helotiales, Sclerotiniaceae. Gene Ontology annotation, biological process: signal transduction.